AUGUUAUCGUUCUCCAAGAUCGCCUCUUUCGCUGUUCUUACUUUGAGCACCCUCGCCUCCGUAUCUGCGAUCCCGGUAGUCCACCACGAUGCACGGCAGCUCGUCGACAUUCCCAUAAUCGUAGACCCCACCAUCGCCCCCGUGACGACCAUCACAGCGCGCGAUGGCUCACAAAAUCUCGCGUCCAUCUUCGCCAACCUGCACGCGGCGCUACAGCCCGUCCUGUCGGGCCUCUCCUCGACCAAAGAUCCAGUGGCGUUGGAAUCCGGCAUCGCCUCAAUCACCUCGCUCAUCCAGUCCGCGAGCGGCUCCCUUUCCGCUCUCUCUGGCCAAUCUCAGUCGCAAAUUUUCGCCAACCUUGACGGCACUGGCGUGCUCACCACCUCCGACGUCGCGGGCCUCCUUGGAGGGGUUCUGACUAACGUCUUUGGCACCCUCGGGCCGCUCACUUCGGGCACGGACGCGAUCGCCUCGCUCGACGUUCUCGAUCCUCUUUUGGGUGUAGUGGUCAUCUUCUUGAAUGUUGUGCUCGGCCUCGUCGGCGUGGCGGCAUUGGCGCUUGUUGGUUCUCUCCUGCCCCUCAUUCUCGUGCUUCUCCCCUCGAUCCUGAACAUCCUACUCCCCAUUAUUUUGGGCCUGAUUGUGCUUUAA
Messenger RNA from Heterobasidion irregulare TC 32-1, 651 nucleotides. RefSeq lists its product as uncharacterized. The coding region runs from base 1 to 651 and encodes 216 amino acids. NCBI's taxonomy places the organism in Eukaryota, Fungi, Basidiomycota, Agaricomycetes, Russulales, Bondarzewiaceae. The transcript has 3 exons. The record is from RefSeq and is a predicted model, not a curated record.